AUGCAGGACUCGGCAGAAUCGGGUGGGCGGGUACUGAGAGAUGAUCUUCCUCCUGAAAAACGCGAAAGAGCGCUCAGGUACCAGAAUUAUUCGCCCGAGGAAGAGACGAUUCGGAACGAUUACUCCCAACGAUAUGUAGAUGGUGGCGAAUGGCCGCAGAACUGGGUGCUGGGGGCCGAACCAGAGCGUCGAUUCGAAGAGUAUCCCAAACAGCAACGCUUACUAAGGCUCAAGCAGCAGCAAGUGGCGGCCCACGCCCAUGAGCCAUGCUACCUUCCGCUCUCCCUAAUAUCAACUUUGAUUCCCUCAAAAUUCGAUGUAAUUCUCGUCGACCCACCCUUCUCCUCGACGUUUACCUGGGAUACGCUACUCGACACCGACCAAUUUCCAAUUCCAUUACUAGCUGCUGAGCCGAGUUUUAUUUUCCUAUGGGUUGGAAGGGGAGCCGGAGAUGGAUUGGAGAGGGGGAGAUAUGCGCUUGGGAAGUGGGGUUACCGCCGUUGCGAGGACGUCGUUUGGAUCAAGACAAACAAGACCUCGAAUGCUGGCUCUGGGACAGACCCUCCGACGACCUCCUUGUUCACUCGUACAAAGCAACAUUGCCUAAUUGGCAUCAAGGGGACUGUCAGGCGUUCGACUGACAGUUGGUUCGUUCAUUGUAACGUCGAUACCGAUGUCAUGAUCUGGGAGGGUGAUCCAACGGAUCCAACGCGGAAGCCUCCAGAGACGUACACCCUUAUUGAGAAUUUCUGCCUGGGGCUUCGGCGACUGGAACUUUUUGGGAAGCUUACCCCUACCACGAGCAGUCCCACGAAAAGUAGGGAAGGGCGGGAUCUUCAAUCUCACUCGUUCAGACCAGGAUGGGUUACUGUUCUCAUGGAUGAGAUCCCCGAUGAAGACAUUGAAAUGGAUGUUGAGUUGCCCGUUCCCACAAACCAAAGCGAUGUGAUCUAUGACAAUGAUGGGAUGCAAAUUGGUGCAAUACGUUCAUUAAAUUAG
This is a messenger RNA of Cantharellus anzutake, 999 nucleotides long. RefSeq names its product MT-A70-domain-containing protein. The record is from RefSeq and is a predicted model, not a curated record. NCBI's taxonomy places the organism in Eukaryota, Fungi, Basidiomycota, Agaricomycetes, Cantharellales, Hydnaceae. The transcript is spliced from 5 exons. Gene Ontology annotation, molecular function: methyltransferase activity; mRNA binding. Gene Ontology annotation, cellular component: nucleus; RNA N6-methyladenosine methyltransferase complex. The coding region runs from base 1 to 999 and encodes 332 amino acids.